AUGGCUAGCCAAGAAAAUACUAUAACGAAUUUUUUAGAGAAAAUUUCCAAAAAACUUACUGUUGAAGUUUUAUAUCAUGUAUUACAAAAAUUAUCAACUGAAGAAAAUGUAACAUUUGAUGGAAUAACUCAACAUGAUGAAAAAAUUUAUAGUGAUUCGUUUUCAACAUGUAUUUAUCAUUUCAAGAUAAAUGGCAUCGUUGUCGAGGAGACGGGAAACAAGCGAUCUAUCAGUUUUCCAGUUGUUGUUAAAGGGCUCCCAUCUGAUCCAACCAGGCGCAAAAUAUUUCGAUCUACUGAUUUUUUCGAAAAUGAAAUUAAUUUCUAUACAAAGGUUUGGCCAAAGUUAUUACAUUUUCAAAAAAGUAAAGAUGCGGUUGUGUUUGAUAAAAUUCCAAGAUGUCUGCUGGCUUCACUAUGUGAUGGAAAAAAUGAUUUUAUUAUUCUAGAAGAUGUUACACCAUUCGAUUAUAAAUUGUUGGAACGUAAUUAUUGCUUAGAUAUUGAUCAUUGUAUGUUGAUCAUAAAACUAUUUGCAGAUUUUCAUUCAGUCUCAUUUGCAUUUAAAAAUCAACAUCCGAAAGAAUACAAUGAUAUGGUGGCAAAUUUAAAGGAAAAUUAUUUUUCUGAUCGUUUAAGGCCUUGGUAUCGAAAAUUUUUAAAGAAAGUAUGGGCAGUUUGGACUCACGCGCUAGAAAAAGAAAUGCCUAAUACAAUUUAUGAAAGGAAAUUUGAAAUAUUGAUGAAAAAUGAUUUUUAUGGACAAAUUAUACGAUUAGUGAAAAUUAAGGGAAAAUAUUCUGUCGUGUGUCAAGGUGAAGCAUUAUUAUCGAAAUUUUUGUUUAAAUAUAAUGAAAAUAUUCCUGAAUCGGCGUAUUUAAUGGAUUUUCAACAUGCAAGAAAUAGUUCAUUAAUUAUUGAUCUUGCUGUGUUCCUUUUUGUCUGUGUUGGAUAUUCAGUUCGUACUGUACACUGGGACGAAUUACUUACUGAAUAUCAUAAAACAUUUACUACGAAUCUACAAAAAUUUGGUACAGAUCCAAGUAUAUUUUCAUAUCGAGAUUUUUUAAAUGAAUUCUUAAAAUAUGGUAAAUUUGGUUUGGGUAAAGGUAUUGAAGCAAUACCAUUGUCAUUAAUGAACGAUUACACGGAUGAAAAUAAUCCGGAUGCAAUAGAAGAGGGAGAACACGAAGAUAUUUCAUCCAUAUGGAAAGUGAAAAUUUUUGAAUCACAAGCACAUACAUUACGAUUAGCCGAUACGGUUAAAGAUAUGGUCGAUCGAGGAUUUUUGGAACAACAUAUUUUUAGCGAAUAAGAUUGUUGAUAUUUAUUACGAAUAAUACUUACAAGACUGAUUUUCUACCUCUUUAUAAUAUAGUUACCUGAAUUAAUUAAAUAAUGUAACAAUUAACUCUCCGAGAACUCACCAUUUUUUUUCGAUUCAGAAGAACAGUGUGGAUUCAUUUAACCCUAUCCAACCUCGAUUGUCAACCAUUUUAGAUCGAUUUUGUUGAAUGAACUGGUGCAAAUGAAAAGUGCGAUUGUAAUUUGUUAUCUGCAUAAAAAAUUAAGAAAUUCACAUAAUUGUUCUUCGGGGAUUGACUACUCAGACAUUCAGAAACAGUAUUUAUUGUACAGAAAUUAAUGAAA
Messenger RNA from Chrysoperla carnea, 1649 nucleotides. RefSeq lists its product as uncharacterized. The record is from RefSeq and is a predicted model, not a curated record. The transcript is spliced from 8 exons. Bases 1 to 1314 code for a protein of 437 amino acids. Lineage: Eukaryota; Metazoa; Arthropoda; Insecta; Neuroptera; Chrysopidae.